AUGGACCUGCGCCAUGGGUUUUGGCCUACUUGGCGGCGCUGUUCACCAGUGCCACGAAGCGUGCUUACGUGCACGCCCGCGUACGCCGUAACCCCAGUGCAGCGGCGCCUUGCGCGCCUGCAACGAGGUGUCAAGCAGGGCUUGCUAGCAUGCUGCGCAGUUGCCUUAGACAACAUCUCUCGACCAGCAGUGGCGAUUGAGCCGGUGUUCCUUGAAGACGUUUCCGGCCAGGGCUUUUGCAUUCCCGAGGCAGCCUGCCCUGCAGUAUUGCAGACGCGACUUUCGAAAGCCCACACCAGCGCUGCAAGUGCAGCGUUAGUUGUACAGGACAUGCCUGACGAAAAACUUGUAGCCACGGCAUCCUUGGACAAGGGUAUGGCGAUUUGGAGAUUUUACUCAACGCAAGGAGAAAGCGAGAAUUUAGAUGGGUCAUGCGAAGAAAGCAUAGAGGUGACUCGUCUUAAAGUACCCGGGGCACCAGUUUUCUCGCUCGCGAAAAUUCCUGAGGUGUUACCGGAUGGGACGAUCUUGCGCAAACGUCCCAAGCCACCUGGCAUCUAUUUGGGAACUGCUUCAAAAGAGGUUCUCACAUGGAUGCUGGGCAGUAAAGACGUGACUGACAAGGUGGUGCUCGACGGCCAUACUGGCUGGGUACGCUCGUUGGCAAUCACCGGCAAAUGGCUUUUCAGCUGUGGCUGCAAUUACCUGCGGCUUUGGGAUACCACCUUCCGCACGCCGAAGGAGUGCGACGCCGUGCGGCUUUUCACGGGCGAUAUUCUGGCUAUUGCAGCGUCUGAUGGGCGGGUUUUUACGGCUGGGGCGGACGGGUCGCUCCGUUCGUGGAUCAUCACCCGCUCUGGCGACCUUCAGGAAGGCCCUAGCCGGGAACGGGCGCAUGAUGGGCGCGUGUCGGCCUGCACCGUUGCAAACGGGCGAGUCUUCACUGUCUCGUACGACGGCAGCGUUAAGGCCUGGAGCGCUGAAGCCCUGGAGCUGGUUGCCGAAGUGCGGGGCGCCCAUAAUGGCGACAAGAUCUUUUGUGUGGCGGUUGGCUCGAACGGAGUUGUGUUUACCGGCGGGGACGACAAGCUCGUUCGCGCCUGGGACCGCGACCUCAACCCUGUCGGUAACCCACUGGAGGGUCACGCGGCGUCGGUGCGCGUGCUGUCAGCGGGCCGCCGGGCGCUGCUGGUCUCUGGCGAUGCAGAGGGCGACGUGUGCAUCUGGGAGACGUACCCUGUGGAACUGCCCUCCCCAAGUAGGCCCUCCAGCCCGUCCACUCCGACAGAGGCCUUGCCGUCUCCACUGCCACCAUCAUCAUCAGUCGUAACAGCGGAAAGCAACACCUUUCUGGAGGUCUGUGCUGCUGGCGGUGCAGCUGAUGCGGUGCUGGCUGGGGCAGGAGGGCCCCCUGCACCGCCUUCCUGUGCCGUGGAAGUCGCCAUGGCGGGGGCUACCAUGCAGCAUUUGGAGUCCAUGCUUGCCGCGCAACAUGAUCAACAACAGCAGGCGGAUACUACGGAGGAGCUGCAGCAGCAACAGCCCCUUGUACAUGAGGAAGAGCAGGUAGUGCAUGACGGGAUGGUGGCAUCAGUGUCUGACGAGCAGAAGCCUCCGGGGGCCGGGGCCCCCGCGGCAGCUCAUGACGAGGGGCAGCAACAGCCGGGCGCGCCCAUGCCGGUCGAAGAGGAUGUACCCACCAUCGCUGUGGCGGCGGACAACGACGAUCGCGUAACUGUAGUCGAUGCUGACACUCACCCAGAUUCCAAUAAGGAGAACUCUGCAACUGCCGAGCUCUCUGCGAACUGGCUGGCGGGAACAGCAGGCUCUUGCAACGGCUAUCAGAGGGAUUCCGAGGGCGACCUCGAAGCGGUGGCGUCGGCGGCACCGGUCUGUUAUGCAAAUGGCAGUAUUGGAUUUACUGUGAUGACUGCGGCCGUGUCGGGAUCGGCGAAUGCUGCUGAGGAGGACUUGGGUGGUGCUGAUGCUUCUGAGGAGGAGGAGGAGGCGGUACCAUCUCAUGCUCGUCAGAUUGAGGGUGGCAUAUCCCGGCAGCGCCGACUGCACGGGGGAGCACCGAAGAAGGCCCCCAAACUCGUGGGUUGGGCGCCGACCCAAGGAGCAAGUGGCCACAAUGAAUAUGAACUUAGGUUGGUCUAA
Molecule: messenger RNA, 2160 nt
Organism: Volvox carteri f. nagariensis
Lineage: Eukaryota; Viridiplantae; Chlorophyta; Chlorophyceae; Chlamydomonadales; Volvocaceae
Exons: 11
Coding region: 1-2160 (719 amino acids)
Cellular component (GO): preribosome, large subunit precursor
Molecular function (GO): protein binding
Source: RefSeq, a predicted model, not a curated record